UGAAUUUACCUAAAUUGUACACCAGACUGGAUGAUCCGACCCGCCCAUGAACCCGUCCUGAAUUGACCAGACGUCCAGACCGAAAUCACACCAAAAUGAAUUUUCGAUUGAGCCGAUCAGAAUGGACUCUUAUACGUAUUAUUUAGUCUUUAGGCGGUGUCAGGAGGAAGAUUAGCGCGAGAGUACAUUUUACCGCUCAAAAACAUAUUUCAAUCUCUUGUUCUCAGAAAAACACUCAACCAAAAUCUGUGUUGUAAAUUGCCUUGGAAGAGACGACGAACAUGGAAGACGAAGAAUAUGGAAGACGAUCUGGAGGGCACCCAGGUUCUGAUUCAGAAUCUGGAGAGAACUCUGAUUCUGAUGAGAACCCUAGGGAGCAUUCUGAAAUUGAUGAGGAAUCUGGAGAAUCCGAAUCUGUUUUGAAUCCUGUGGUUGUUGAUGAAAAUAUUGGGUCAGUAGUAAAACACUUAAGGAAGAACCCCAUUCUGAUUGAUAGAACUUCAAAUGGAAUUGAGCCUAUGACGAAGAAACCCAGACAUAGAUAUGCUGGCACUUCAAAUAACAAUACCCCUCCUGAAACCCAUCUGAACCGUCCAACAAAUCAGCAACCCCGUUUUCUUGGUCUGGAGAUAAAGUUAUGGUUCCCUUUGGUGAUGUCCGCCCAACCAUAUCAGUUGCAGCCUCGUGUCAUGGCCAUUCUUUCAGAAAACCUGAGGCCGGUUCCUAGUUUUAACUAUCGGUUGAGUGAACGACCUGCAACAUGUACCAGGGCCAUUGUACCAAGAAGCCAGAGGCCAAUUUCUAAUUUGGGCAAUCAGGUUGGAUCAGCUCGACAAGGGCAGCAAGUCCCUCCUCCUAGAGCCCCACCAGCAGCUGCUUCACUUCAGUCAUCUCAACGAAGUGUGGGACAGUCAUAUGAUGAGAUUCUUCGGGAAAAAAAACAUGGUAAUAUUCGGGCUAAAUUAAUGACUUGCUAGCUAGGAUGGCUAACUCUAAAGGUUCCACUACAAAGCUGAAGGCUGAUAGUCAGAAGCCAUCAGAGGGACAAAUUGCAAAUGAUGGCAUAAGGCGUGAUUCUGCUGGGAAGGCAACAGAUAUGGGAAAAUCAGGAAAGCCUAUUCCUUCAGUUGAUGCAAUUCCUUCUUCUACUGGUAAUGUUCCGUCUGCAAUAAAGGAAACCAGUUAUCAAGAUAGCAAAAACAAAGCAGAAAGUGUAAAGAGACAGAGUCCCACCUCAGGAGAUAAGAUAACUGCUGGUGACAAGUCAAAGGGGCCGAUCAUUACAGCUGCUGGUGAAGGGUUGUCUGCAAAAAAUACAGACAGAAACAAGGAAACUACAGAAGCAGGUGAAAGACAAGAUGAGAAGGAGAGUUCUAAUUCUUCUCAAGCUGACAACACUCGAGAAUUUAACAGACCGUGAUCGUUUUUAGAAGAUGAUCAUGACCAAUUCACUGCUUGGAACCUUUAUCUCUUUUUUCUGUUUUCUAGCUGAAUUUCUACUGUCUCUAGCCGAUUUCACACUGUUCGAGUACAGGAUUUUUUUUUUUUGGAAAGCAGGAUGGUUUCUUCUGCAAUAAAAACAUGGAGUGGUAAUUUGGUAAAUAUAGGAGAGUAUAAAGAGCAAGCAGUACAUGAAUUUUCUAGCAUUUACCUUAUAUAUACAGCAGCUAAAUAGGUGUUAUCCGAAAUGUUUUGUACAGAAUAUUGAGCCUUUUUGUAUGUAAUUCGGAAACAAAAACAAACAAGAAUGUAGAUUGAAUAAUACAUUUUUAUAGCGUGUAUGCAAAAAGCUACUAGUAUUAAACUUGUACGCA
This is a messenger RNA of Spinacia oleracea (spinach), 1814 nucleotides long. RefSeq lists its product as uncharacterized. Lineage: Eukaryota; Viridiplantae; Streptophyta; Magnoliopsida; Caryophyllales; Amaranthaceae. The transcript is spliced from 4 exons. The record is from RefSeq and is a predicted model, not a curated record. Bases 282 to 977 code for a protein of 231 amino acids.